Molecule: messenger RNA, 1835 nt
Organism: Folsomia candida
Lineage: Eukaryota; Metazoa; Arthropoda; Collembola; Entomobryomorpha; Isotomidae
Gene: Daao2
Product: D-aspartate oxidase
Exons: 8
Coding region: 725-1741 (338 amino acids)
Molecular function (GO): FAD binding; D-amino-acid oxidase activity
Source: RefSeq, a predicted model, not a curated record
AUAUGAAGGUUGCAUACUUUAUGAUUUAUUUACAAAAAUACAUGGUUAGAUUAUAAGAGAAAUGUUUUAUAAGAGAAAGCACAUUAUUAAUUUAAUUUUUUUGUCAGUAAAAAUUAAUUUAAUCGUUUUAUGGACAAUUUUAGAACAAAACUCAAAAUACAACUUAAUUUAAUUGGACACUUGACAUCGGACUUGUCAAACUAAUAAUGCCAUCCUCUGCAUUUGAGCAAAAGCAUUUGAGGUAAAAGUAAGAAAACUUUCUCCAAGAGAGAGCAGCAGCGAGGUCAAAUGUAAAAAUCGCAGAAAGUUGCAUGGAGAAAGCACCAAGAGCUAAACUACACUGCUCGUUGUAUUGUAGAUUAUAGCCGGUGCGUCUCAAAUUUUUGUAAGAAUAUUCUGGAUUGCAUAUUACAUGUGUAUGUAAUUAUAAGACAGAUCUCAAUGAUCAUGAAUAUAGUCCUUCAAAUAAAUACAUAUUUAUGGUAAUUGCAUCUCUACUAACCAGCUGGUUAUCGAUGAUCAUGAGGUUCAUGUUAUCUAACUAUAUCAUUAACUCUGCUUAUGAGGAGUGCAUUCUUAUCGCUGUUUUUCCACAUGUCUACAUACACAAUUUAACAUCUUGUGUCUAUCUCUGUACGAUCGUCAAGUGAAUGUUUGAGAAAGUUGUACUCACGUAUAAACUGUAAAGCAGAUAAUAUAAAAGCACUGAACAUAAGAAUAUAAAAUGGUGAAAAUUGUAAUCGUUGGUUGUGGAAUCAACGGUUUAAGCUCAGCAAUUCGAAUCCAAGAUGAAUUUCCAGCAGCUGAGAUAACAAUAAUAUCUGAUAAGUUUACUCCUGAGACAACCAGUGAUGGUGCUGCAGGAAUUUGGGGCCCUUACCUUCUUGGCACCACUCCCGCAAAUGACGUUUACCGGUGGUCGAAGGAGACUCAUAAUUUCCUUCGGGACACCUGGAAAUCGCCAGAGGGAGGUCUGAUGGGGGUCUCAAUGUUGCCCUGCUUCAGAGUUUCUUCCGAUGAUGAUUUUGCUGUGCCAGACUGGUCAGAUGUGGUGUAUGGGUUCCGCUCCUUGACGCAACAAGAAUUGCAAAAAUUAGGAAAACCAAGUCUGAAGAAAGGAUAUGGCUUCGUGACAUUUACCUGCGAAGGACGAAAAUUGCUGCCAUAUUUGCUGAACAAAUUUAAAAUGAGGGGAGGACAAAUUUUGAAGGCCAAAGUUCAAGAUUUGCAUACCUUGGGAAAGGCGUAUGAUAUUGUGGUCAAUUGCACUGGUUUGGCUGCCAGGGACCUGGUUCCCGAUGAAACUGUGCAGCCAAAGCGAGGACAAAUUAUAAGGGUAAAUUCGCCAGAUAUAAAAUGGGCUAUUCUUAAUGACGACGACGAUGGAAAUUAUAUCAUUCCCAAUCAAGAUUCAGUCGUCCUGGGCGGGACACAUCAAGAAGGAGACUGGAACUGCACCACCUAUCAAGAAGAUACGACUUUCAUUAAAACCGGGUGUGCUGCCAUAAUUCCAAGUGUGCAGGAUGCGCCUUUGAUUAGAGAAUGGGUGGGGUUACGACCUGGCAGGCCAAGCGUGCGUCUCGACAUGGAAGUAAUACAACAUCCGGGGGAAAAGCCUUGGUUCUUGUGCUCUAACUAUGGACAUGGGGGCAGCGGAUUGACGCUGUUUUGGGGCUGUGCCAAAGACACGGCGGAUCUUGUGAAGACAGCGACACAAAUGUAUAUGCAAAGCAAACUGUAAUUAUCAUCAAAGGAUUUACCGAAUUUUAAUUCAAAUGUCAGUCAAUGUUAUUCAUCCAAUAAAUUUGGAGUACAAAACUUACCGUAAAGCAUAA